Gadus chalcogrammus (walleye pollock) is the source of this 282-nucleotide messenger RNA. Its product is annotated as retinal cone rhodopsin-sensitive cGMP 3',5'-cyclic phosphodiesterase subunit gamma-like. The coding region runs from base 1 to 225 and encodes 74 amino acids. The transcript has 2 exons. Gene Ontology annotation, molecular function: 3',5'-cyclic-nucleotide phosphodiesterase activity; cGMP binding. Lineage: Eukaryota; Metazoa; Chordata; Actinopteri; Gadiformes; Gadidae. The record is from RefSeq and is a predicted model, not a curated record. Gene Ontology annotation, biological process: visual perception; positive regulation of epidermal growth factor receptor signaling pathway; positive regulation of G protein-coupled receptor signaling pathway. Gene Ontology annotation, cellular component: photoreceptor outer segment membrane.
AUGGACAUUGCUGUUCCAGCCGCCGCCGACAAGAAGGCCGCCCCCAGGUUCAAGCAGAGGGCUGCUCGUACCUUCAAGAGCAAGGCCCCAAAGCCUGGCCAGAAGGGAUUCGGGGACGACAUCCCCGGCAUGGAGGGUCUCGGCACUGACAUCACGGUGGUGUGCCCAUGGGAAGCCUACGGGGACUUGGAGCUCGGGGACCUGGCGAAAUAUGGAAUCGUCUAGAAUCUCCCUCCUGUUCCCGUUACCGCCUGUUCAUUUGAUUCUAGAAUUGUUGCUCCA